AUGGCGGCCUUCGCAAAAGCCGUGGCGUUUACGUUCGCGUGUGUGCCUCGUGCGUUUUCGCGGUUAUACAUUGCCGCCAGCGUCCCGUGAAGAUUGUCGACUGCAUCUGUCACGGCGAAGCACUGUGCGAUCGUUGCUGACGGACGACAACGCGCGUACGUCGUUCGGCGGGCCACAAGACGCGACGACGAUGCCGACCGCCGAGAUGCCGGCUGCCGCGAUCGAACCGCAAAAGCUCAAAGCCGUCGUCGCCGUGCUUAGCAUCGUGGUGAACGACUACUUGAGCAAAGUGAACACUCUCCUGCAGGCGGUGCAGCGGCAGCGGAAGUUGCUCCACAUUCUGGCUGCGAUUCGGCAAAAGAAAAGGGAGAGACCGACCACGCUUCCUCGUGUUCCCGUCAACUGCUGCCCUGCGGUGCGCACCCUACUGCUCGACUACCUGCAUGACGAGACGCUGGCCUUCGAGCGCCACUUCCGGAUCAGCCGCAGCACCUUCCGGCGCAUCUCAUCCAUCUUUACGCGGCCCAGGGUGUCGGGCUGGGCACGCGAGCUCGAGCUGCUCAUCUUCCUUCACUGGCUCGCCAUGGGGACGUCGUACCGCGCCAUUGCCAACACUUUUGGCAUACCACGCUCGACUAUUCAUGGCGUGGUGUACCGUUACGUGAACAACUUCGCCGGCCAACUCAGCAUGCUGAUCCAGCCACCCCAGACCGAGGCGAAGUUGCACGCUGUGGCCGAAGGUUUCUCAGAGCUGUGCUCCAGUGAAAGCUUUGGCGCUGCCGCGGGAGUGGUUGACACUUGCUGCAUCACGACGGCGUCUGGCGAGACCUCCGUUCUUGUGCAGGCCCUGUGUGAUUCCCGUGGCCACUUCCUCGACUUCUCCGUGGGAUACCCUGCAAGCAUGGAGCCAGCCGACGUCUUCCGGGCCAGUCCACUUUAUGAGAAAGCCAGCUACCCGCCGCAGGGAUACUUUCUAAUUGCGGGAGAAGGCUACCCGUGCCUUAUGGAACCCUUGACGGUGCUGCCGCCCUUCCGCAAGCCACUCCAAGACGAAGCCGAAGCCAGCUUCAACGCCAUCUGCAACCGAGCACUGACGGUGUUGCACGACGCACUGACCCAGAUAACAGGCCGAUGGAGGCUGGUGUUCGAGAGGCGCCUGCAAACGGUCAGACAGCGGACAGCAAAGGUGGUGGCCAUCUGUGCCAUGAUCCACAAUCUGUGCGUCGACGAAGGCGACAUCUGGUACGACCUGCAGGACGAGCCGCCACUGGGCAUGGAGCCAGCAGGCGACUUCUCCUGGUGCGUGCCGGGAGACGAGGAACUGGACGACGAGGGUGGCCUCUUCGCACGCACAAACUUGGCACAGGCCCUACUGGCUGAAAAUGCUUCAUGCCAGGUGCAGUUGGAGCAUGACUACUGCGGGCCGGAAGACGAGUCCUUGCCGGAAAACGCUGAUGAGACAAUGAUGGAGGUGAGCAUGGAAGAGGGCAGCAUGGGGGUGCAACAACCUGCCGAGGUCGAGGGCACCGAGGAGCCACAAGAGGAAGAAGGGGAGACGGAAGAAGGCGUCAUGAAUCAGGAUUACCUAGUCGCCGCUGAAUUCACCGUGUGACGCAUUAAAGGAUCACAAUUUGUACAGA
Dermacentor andersoni is the source of this 1640-nucleotide messenger RNA. RefSeq lists its product as uncharacterized. NCBI's taxonomy places the organism in Eukaryota, Metazoa, Arthropoda, Arachnida, Ixodida, Ixodidae. The record is from RefSeq and is a predicted model, not a curated record.